Messenger RNA from Seminavis robusta, 3297 nucleotides. Lineage: Eukaryota; Bacillariophyta; Bacillariophyceae; Naviculales; Naviculaceae. The record is from the annotation of a GenBank genome assembly.
AUGACGCAAGGAUCGAAUCCCUUUGACGAUGGUUACGACGAUACUGCUGUCAAAAGCGGCAGCAGCAGCAAUAUUCGAGUGUCGUCCAAGAAUCCAUUUGACAAUGAUGACGUUAACAUGGACAGUGGCGAACAAGGCGUAGCUCCUGCCAUUACACAGGGAAUCAACCCCUUUGACACAACCCAAUCCUCGAGUUUUGACAAUCCCAUGGCCAGUGCCAAUCCAACGGAAGACUCUCAAGAUGAACCACUCGAAGGAUUGCAAGGGGCUGAAAAUGCGUCGGCUGAAGCAUCCUGGCAAUAUUUGGGAGAUUUGCCCUAUCGACGGGUCCCCGUUUACUCAAAUGUUAGUUGGAAUCGAAUUGAAUCAUCCACUAGUGGCAAGGAAAACAACAAUCCCAAUCAGGAAGGACUCCAGUAUGGACUCGCCGCUUUUCCUCCUGCUGUCGUCCAGCAUCAUCCACAAAUGCUCGAUGAACGAGAAGUCAGGGCUCUACUCAACACUACCACUGUCACCAAAGUCGCGGGUUGUCCACAUGGAGGACCCGUGGCUGCCAUUACCUUGCCCAUCGUAGGACACACCGGGGCAUUUACACAUGCGGAAUUGAGAAUCAUGACCAAUUCUGGACUGCCCUUGUCCACCAUUGAAUUCCCUCCUCCCAAUCUAGAGAGACAGAAACGGUACACGGCUGCCGAUAUCUUGUCCAUGGGAUUCACAGAUCGGUACAUUCUCGUGGUCGUUCUACGAGAUUCGCUCUGUCUGACUUAUGAUUUACGUGGUGAUGUGGUCCUGCAACCAUUCCAUAUCAUGCCGCGAGGCGAAGGCAAAGCAAUUGAGUUGAUUCAAGCAAAUAUAUUUGACGGAGGAGCAGCCGUUUUGGCUUCUUCCAAACAAUCUGCGCUAGUAGAGAUACUAGACGAUCAUGAUCCACCAGAUUAUUACAAUGGAGCUCAUAUUGCGGCUCGACGAAUUCUGCCCACGGCAACAGCCACCUCGGAGGCCUUUGGAGGACAAGACAAUGUAUUGCCUCCUCAUUAUGCCAUUGUCACACAUCUCGACACGGCUGCCUAUGCCAGUACGCAUUUUCACUCCUACUUAUCCGUUGCCGCCUUGUCCAGGACACGGACGUCCUCGGGCCAUCCCGAUGUAUACCUGUCUACCUCGGACAAUUCGGUAUUAGUGAUCAAUACUGUCACGGGAGAGAUUAUCGAUGUCGAUUGUCGAGCCAGGAUAUCCGCACCCAUUGUGGACAUGACAUUUGCACCCAAUGGCAGAUUCUUGGCGUGCUUUACGGAGUCAUCCAUGUUGACUGUCAUUUCCACAUCCUUUGAAACCAAAGUACUCGAUUUUGACACCAGUGAAGGAUCCGCGUCGCCCCCGUUGGCUAUGAAAUGGUGCGGAGAAGAUAGUGUGGUGUUGCAUUGGAAGAACUUGGGUGUCCUCAUGGUGGGACCGUAUGGCGAUUGGCUGAGGUUCCCCUACGAAGAUAGCGAAAACGUAUUCCUGAUUCCGGAGGUUGACUGUUGCCGUGUGUUGACGGAUUCUUCCGUCGAAAUGCUCCAACGCGUGCCACCUUCCACGGCUCGUUUGCUGCGAAUUGGUUCCAUUGAGCCAUCGGCUAUGCUACUUGACGCUUCCGAUGCCUUUGAUUCGGGUUCGCCAGCGUCAGAAGAGGCCGCCCAGGCUAUUGUCAAGACUGGGGCACUGUUGGAGGCCAUUGAAACCUGUACCGAGGCUGCCACGAGGGAAUUUGAUAUUGCGACACAAAAAAGAUUGCUGAGUGCAGCGUCGUAUGGAAUGCAUUUUUCCUAUAAAGACAACAGCGAACGGUCGUGCAUGAUGGGAGGACCUUUAGCCGGAUCCGAUGAAGAAUGCCGAGUGCGACCGUCCCACACAACGGUCAAGUUUGUCGCCGCUGCAAGAAAGCUGCGAAUCCUUAACUCGUUGAGAAACCCGAAUGUUGGCUUUAUCCUCACGGCGUCUCAGUUUGAUGCCAUGAGUCCAACUGGGCUGGUAGCGAGGUUGAUUGCAAUGAAACGACCAGCAUUGGCGACUUCCAUAAGCAAGUACCUUGGAUUGCCGAAAGCAGUGCAAUUGUAUGCCAGAGCGUCCAAAGCAUCUGCACUGGUUGCGUCAGACAGUCAACGAGGUCACUCGGAUACAGAGAUUGCGGAUGCGGCAAUCAAAAUGAUAAAUGAGGAUGCCGCGGCAACUACUGACUCCAAAACAGCCUCCACCAGCAUCAACCGAGGGGGUUACGCUACGGUGGCGCUGGCUGCAAACAAGGCUGGUCGCCCGGGGGUUGCCAAUCUUCUCUUGAUGCUCGAGUCCAGCGUCGCCGACAAAGUGCCCGCUUUGAUAUCCACCGGUUCCUUCGCCGACGCUAUGGCAGUUGCCACCACCGCGAGGGACGCUGACUUCAUCUUUGCCACCUUGAUGGAAUAUGAAAAGACGUGCAUGUCGACAAUCAAUGAUCCAGCUAAGGCCCAGGCCACAUUCCUGGCAACUGUGGUUUCCAAAUUUACCAAAGAGGGCUACAACAUGAUGCGGCGCUACUACAGCACUCUCGCGGAUGUCAAACACUUGAUGAAUCUGCAACUACGAGCGCAAAAGUUCACUGAUGCAGGAUGCAAUAUGGCCGCCAGAGCAAUGGAGAAAACGGAAACGGACGAUGCUCGUGAAAAACAUGCAAUGCUGACGGAGGCUUCUCGAAUCUUCGGCCUGGGAAAAGAAACAACGUUUCACAAAGCGUGCACAGACGACUACUUGGAGCUGCUCAAGGAUCAGGAAGUGCUACGAACAAAGUAUGGCGUUUACGAGGUUGCCCCCGAUUCAACAUCUGUCACGGCAUUGAUGGCAUCAGUUAUUCAUUAUGCAGCUUUGAACCAACGUGAACAGCACCGCCUUCUGGCAGAUGCCGACAAAAUUGCGAAGAAGUUUAGGAUACCCGAGAAGCGAGUUUGGCACAUCAAGAUCAAGGCCUUUGCCGACAGCAAGCAAUGGUCCAAUCUUCGUCUUCUCUCAGACUCCAAGGCUAAGUCACCGGUUGGAUACAAACCGUUUGCUCGUGUUGUUAUCAAGGGGAAACAGAGCGUCAGCGAGAUUAUGCGCUACAUCGAUCGUGUUACUUUUCCAGAAGAACGGUAUGACUUGCUGUGCGAGGCAGAGCUGUGGAAGCCAGCGUUGGAAGAGGCGGCAAAGAUGAGAGACGCACGACGUAUCUUGAAUGUCAAAUCUCUUUGUAACGAUAGCGAGAUACAGCUGUUGGCUGAGCAGUACAUGGGUCGUAUUGCAUGA